This is a messenger RNA of Cydia amplana, 4916 nucleotides long. RefSeq names its product ATP-binding cassette subfamily C member 4-like. Gene Ontology annotation, biological process: transmembrane transport. The coding region runs from base 398 to 4573 and encodes 1391 amino acids. Gene Ontology annotation, cellular component: membrane. The transcript has 27 exons. NCBI's taxonomy places the organism in Eukaryota, Metazoa, Arthropoda, Insecta, Lepidoptera, Tortricidae. Gene Ontology annotation, molecular function: ABC-type transporter activity; ATP binding; ATP hydrolysis activity. The record is from RefSeq and is a predicted model, not a curated record.
CGGGUCGUGUCGUGUGUAGUGGUUAUUUUCUAUCUGUUCAGCCGUCACGUCAAAAAUUGUCGGUGAUGAUCUCUUGCGCUUAGUAUUAUUUAUUUUAUUACUGUUCUUUUAUUUCAUUAUUUCCUGUGAUUAAUUUUCUGUUCCCACCUACAAAACCUUGUCUUUAUAAUAAACCAAGAGUACGGUUAUAUCUCAUUUAUAUAUCACAAUAUUUAACAGUUUAUUUUUGGGGUGUCUUGUAGGUAGUUGUAAUUCAUAAUUACUCCUGAUUUGUGACUUAUUAUUUAAUGCUAGUUAUAUAGUGGCAUUUAAUCGCAACUAUGUCUGUUCUACAAUCCUGAAGCUAUACAGCUCAUGUUUCUAGUAUCAGCUGACGAAAGUCGUUCAGCAAGUAAACAUGGAAUCAACAAAGAAAAAGUCUCGUCCUGCACACCCCAGGGCACAAGCGAAUCCACUAUCAGCUCUCACAUUUGGAUGGACGUUACCUAUUUUUUGGAGGGGCUUGAAACAGGAAAUGGAAGAGGAACACCUAUAUGAACCCUUAAAAGAACACGCAUCAGGUCCCCUUGGCGACAAAUUUGCUCGCCUUUGGGAGGAGGAGGUGGCUCGCGCCGGUACCAAGCGCACGCCGAGCCUCCUCCGAGUCAUACUGAGAGCAUACGCCGUGAGAUGCAUGCUGUACGGAUUGGUGCUGCUUUUUAUGGAAUGUGGCAUACGGCUCGCGCAGCCAGUGUUCCUCGGCAAGCUGGUGGACUUCUACUCGGCGAGGACGGACGAGCCCGUGUCACUGAACGAGGCGUACUGGUACGCCGGGGCCGUGGUGAUGUGCUCGGCGCUCAACGUACUCGUCGUGCACUCCUACAUGAUGGCCAUAUUGCACAUGGGCAUGAAGUUCCGGGUUGCCUGCUGCUCUCUCAUAUAUCGAAAGUCGCUCAGACUGUCAAAGACGGCUCUCGGCGAAACGACGGUCGGCCAAGUGGUGAAUCUGCUCUCGAACGACGUGAACCGCUUCGACGUGGCCGUGAUAUUCUUGCACUAUCUGUGGAUAGGGCCGCUGGCCACGGUCAUCAUCACCUACCUUAUGUGGCAGGAGAUCAGCUGGGCGGCGGUCGUCGGCGUCGGGUUCAUGUUGGCGUUCAUACCUCUGCAAGCAUGGCUGGGCAAGAGGACGUCGGUGCUCCGGCUGAAAACGGCGCUGCGCACGGACGAGCGCGUGCGGCUGAUGAACGAGAUCCUCUCCGGCAUCCAGGUCAUCAAGAUGUACACCUGGGAGAAGCCGUUCGCGGAUCUCGUCGCUAAGGCCAGGAAGCAGGAGAUAAAACAGAUCCGCGCCACGUCCUACAUCCGCGGCGUGCUGACCUCGUUCACGAUGUUCACCACCCGCAUCUGCCUGUUCUGCUCGAUCCUGGCCUUCGUGCUGGAGAACAACGUGAUCUCCGCCAAGCAGGUGUUCGUCGUCAGCAGCUUCUACAACAUCCUGCGGCAGACCAUGACCGUGUUCUUCCCGCAAGGCAUCGCUCAAGUAGCAGAAGCAACUGUGUCAAUUAAAAGACUUCAAAACUUUAUGCUCUAUGAGGAUACAAGCAAACCAGUCCCUACUCUGAGUGAUAUACAAACUUCAACAAAACCUAAAAUCAAAGUGCUGGAUGAGCCAAUGGAAACACCAACCACUCCGACUAAAUCUGGGUUAGAUAUGCCACGAGACAAACCCUCGGACGAGUCGAGCGAAACAAAAAAGUCAGAUGAAGCCAAAGGCAACGGGCGGUCGGCGGCCCCGCUGGAGUCGGGCGAGGAGGAGGACGCGGAGCUGGAGCGCUCGGAGGGCGCGGGCGUGCGGCUGCAGCACGCCACGGCCAAGUGGGUCGCCGCGCACCACGAGAACACGCUCACCGACCUCAGCCUCACCAUCAAGCCCGGCAAACUGAUCGCGGUGAUCGGGCCGGUGGGCGCGGGCAAGUCCUCCCUGCUGCACGUGCUGCUGCGCGAGCUGCCGCUCGUGUCCGGCUCCGUGCACCUCGGCGGCUCCGUGUCCUACGCGGGACAGGAGCCGUGGCUGUUCGCUGGCAGCGUGAGACAGAACAUCCUGUUCGGGCAGCCGAUGGACCGGCCGCGGUACAACACGGUGGUGCGGCGCUGCGCGCUCGACCGGGACUUCUCGCUGCUGCCGCACGGCGACAAGACCGUCGUGGGCGAGCGCGGCGUCAGCCUCAGCGGAGGCCAACGUGCCCGUAUCUCCCUAGCGCGCGCCGUAUACAAGCGCGCCGACAUCUACUUGCUGGACGACCCGCUGUCGGCGGUGGACGCGCACGUGGGCCGACAUCUGUUCGAGUCCUGCCUCGUCGGCUAUCUGCGACACGCCACGCGAGUGCUUGUCACACACCAACUGAUGUUUCUCAGAGACGUUGAUCAGAUUAUAAUAUUGAAGAACGGCGCCAUCGCCGCGGCGGGCAGCUUCGAGACGCUGAGCGCGUCGGGGCUGGACUUCGCGACGCUGCUGGCGCGCGGCGAGGAGGAGGAGCGGCCCGCGCCCGAGCACGCGCCCGCGCACGACAUCGAGGACUCGCCGCGCGGCAGCUUCCGCAAGCGACAGAUGAGCAUACACUCCGUCAGCUCCGUGGAUAAUCUGACAGCGACAGCGCCGCCGGAAAGCGGGCGCGAGGAAGCCGAGAUGCGGUCGGCGGGCGCGGUGUCGGCGAAGGUGUACGGCGCGUACCUGGGCGCGAGCGGCCACGCGCUGCUCGUCGCGCUGAUGGUGCUCGUGGCGGUGCUGGCGCAGCUGUUCGGCUCCGGCUCCGAUUGGUGGACCAGCUACUGGGUUAAAAUGGAGGAACUGGAGGGAAACCCCGGCCUAAAACUUGCAGCAACCAACACGACUCUCGAGCGGAUGAUCGAAGAUGUUCAGUUUGGGAACGGGCCGCUCAGUCGAUACAACUGUAUCUAUAUCUACACUGGUAUGGUGAUCGCGUUGGUAGUGAUAUCGCUGCUCCGCUCGUUCAUGUUCUUCUCGAUGGCGAUGCGCGCGUCGACCCGGCUGCACAACAAGAUGUUCUCGGCGAUCACGCGCGCGCCCAUGCGCUUCUUCCACGUGAACCCCUCGGGCAGGAUCCUCAACCGGUUCUCUAAGGACAUGGGGGCCGUGGACGAGGUGCUGCCCGCUGCGCUGCUCGAUGUACUUCAGAUUGGUCUGUCGUUGAUUGGUAUCGUGGUGGUGGUGGCCGUGGUGAACUACUGGCUGCUGCUGCCGACGCUGGUGAUCGGGCUCGUGUUCUACGGGCUGCGCAUCGUCUACAUCGCCUCCUCGCGCAGCAUCAAGCGCCUCGAGGGUGUGACUCGAAGCCCGGUGUUCUCGCACCUCAACGCGUCGCUCCAGGGCAUCACCACCAUCCGCGCGUUCGGCGCGCAAGAAGCGCUCGUGCGCGAGUUCGACAACCACCAGGACCUGCACAGUUCCGCCUGGUACUUAUUCAUCGCAACUUCCCGUGCGUUUGGAUUCUGGCUGGACCUUGUGUGUGUCGUAUACAUCGCCAUCGUUACUCUCAGCUUCCUCGUUCUUAAUUCAGUUGGCCAAUUUAGCGGUGGUGACGUAGGUCUCGCUAUAACGCAGGCUAUAAGCUUGACUGGUAUGUUCCAAUGGGGCAUGAGGCAAUCUACUGAAUUGGAAAAUCAGAUGACCAGUGUGGAAAGAGUGGACGAGUACUCAAAGAUAGAGUCGGAGCCGCCGUUGGUGUCUGAAGGCAGCCGCAAGCCUCCGCCCUCGUGGCCCGAGGCGGGGCGCGUGGAGUUCCGGCACAUGUUCCUGUACUACACGCCGGGCGAGCCGCCGGUGCUGCGCGACCUCACGCUCACCAUCCAGCCGCGCGAGAAGGUCGGCAUCGUCGGCCGCACCGGCGCCGGCAAGUCCUCGCUCAUCAACGCCCUCUUCAGGCUGGCGACGAUAGAAGGCGAGAUAAUAAUCGACGGGCGCGAGACCUCCGCCCUGGGUCUGCACGAGCUGCGCAGCCGCAUCUCCAUCAUCCCGCAGGAGCCGGUGCUGUUCUCGGGCACCAUGCGGCACAACCUGGACCCCUUCGACGAGUACCCCGACCACGUGCUGUGGCGGGCCCUAGAGGAGGUGGAGUUGAAGGAAGCGGUGAUGGAGCUCGCGGCGGGGCUCAGCUCGCACAUGUCGGAGGGCGGCGGCAACUUCUCCGUGGGGCAGCGGCAGCUGGUGUGCCUGGCGCGCGCCGUGGUGCGCCGCAACCGCCUGCUAGUGCUCGACGAGGCUACAGCCAACGUCGACCCGCAGACGGAUGCGCUGAUUCAAACAACAAUAAGAAACAAAUUUGCCGAUUGCACUGUACUUACCAUUGCCCAUCGAUUACAUACAGUUAUGGACUCUGAUAAGGUUCUGGUGAUGGACGCGGGUCAGAUGGUGGAGUUCGAUCAUCCGCACGUGCUACUGGAGCGCCCGGGCGGCGUGCUGCGCGGGAUGGUCGACCAGACGGGGCGCGCCAUGGCCGACACGCUGGCCAGGAUCGCUGAACAGUCUUAUAGUAAAAAGCAACGAUCGUCUACUACGAGUGGCGCCGAGUGAUCUAGACAAAUAUUAUAUUAGAUUAUUGAAAUCAAUGUACACAAACGUUCCUAUGUUUGAAUUAGUAUCCAUAAACUUAAUAUAGGUACUUAACAAGGAUCUGAUCUAGUAUCAAGUAUAUUGCGACCAAGCACGCAACCUUGUCUAAGUAGCCAAGAUAGGUACUUAAUCUUAAAUUAUCACAGAUUCUCUCAACUACGUCCAUAAUUUAUGAAGCCAGUUAUUUUUAUAUAUUUCAAGAACUAUGUUUAAGAGUAGUUUAAUUGAUUAGUGUGUAUUUGUUAAUUUUAUAAUCGACAUGAUUCAUCCUAUAUUUAAUACCAAAUAAUUAAGUAGGUGUCAA